CUCUCUCUCUCUCUCUCUCUCUCAUCCAACAAGCGAGUUCUGUGUGUUCUUCAACCCAUAACUCUCUCUAAAAAGUACGUGUUUGAGGUGUUUCUGUGUGUUGACAUAUCUCUCUUCAAGAAUAGUGUAUUUCAGUGUGUUCUUGAGAGUGCGUUUUUUUGGGUGUUUCUGUGUGUUCUUGAAGCCCCAUCUCUCUCUCUCUCUCUCUCUCUCUCUCUCUCUACGAGUGCGUUUUUUUGGGUGUUUCUGUGUGUUCUUGAAGCCCCAUAUCUCUCUCUCUCUCUCAUAAGUUGGGGUCAGUCAGAGUGUUCUCUCUCUCUCACACACACACUCACACACCAAGACUCUGUUUCUAUGUGUUCUUGAAUCUAAUCUCACGCAUAAAUCUUGCUCCUGUCCACCAUUGAUCUAAUAACACCCAGGUUUAAAGAUCCCUUAUGAAUCUGGAAAAACCCUCAAAAAGACUAGCUUCUAAUCUCCAAUCUUAUUUGAAUCACAAAAUAUCCUAAAAUUAAAGAAAUGGGAUGUUCAUCAUCAAAGUUAGACGACGGAGAAGCCGUCAAGCUCUGUAAAGAUCGGAAAAACUUCAUCAAAAAAGCCGUUGAACACCGGACAAAAUUCGCUUCCGGCCAUACAGCUUAUCUCCGGUCACUUAAACGAGUUUCCGCCGCCCUGAAAGACUACGUGGAAGGUGAUGAACCCCGUGAGUUCUCCUUAGAUUCCUUCACCACACCGCCGCCCUACGCCGCCACAAAGAAAACCACCCCUCGAUUCAUCACCAUUUCCCCAAACUCCGUCACCAUCGAACCAAAAGUGCAUUACCUUCGAUCCGGAGGGAACCCGUCGAUUUUUGUGGAAGAACGGCUUCCUGAUUCGCCGGAAUCUGUCAUUAUCGAGUCGUAUACCCCCUCACCGGCGUACCAUUACGCCGCCGAUAGUUUCUUUGGGAUGCAAUCGCAAACAGAAUCACAAUCGUCGUCGUCGUCUAUUUUCCAUUACAGUAGACCUAAUUUUCCGCCGCCUUCGCCUCAAAGAUCGUCACAAUGGGAUUUUUUCUGGAACCCAUUUUCGACUUUGGAUUAUUACGCGUAUCCCGCGAGAAAUAACGAUCAUCAAAACGUGUUUGAUGAUGAUAUCAAUGGAUUACAGCAAGUUAGGGAAGAGGAAGGGAUUCCGGAACUCGAAGAGGAGACAGAACAUGAACAGGAAGAAACCGAUCAUAAUCAUGAAGAUGAAGUUACAGUCGAAGACGUUGAUGAAGACGACGACGAUGAAGAUGAAGAAGACGAUGAUUUUGAAACAGAUAGCGGAGAAGAAACCGAAAGUGAACACGAAGUAGAAUCGCAAUUGCCGCCAUUGAUGCCAAAAACUCAGAAUCUUGAGGUUUCUAGGGCACAGAGUUCAGGGCAAAUCGGAAAUAAUGGAACUGGAGAUGUUUCGAAUCAAGAAAAGGGGAAAAACGAAGGAACACAGGGGUUUAGGGUUUAUGUGAAUCGAAGGCCGACGAGUAUGUCGGAAGUUAUUAAAGAUCUGGAAGCUCAAUUCACCAUUAUUUCCGAUUCAGCUACAGAGCUUUCGAUUAUGUUGGAGGCUAAUCGGGCCCAAUAUUCAUCAACCUCCCACGAGCUAACAGCUAUGAAAAUUUUAAAUCCAGUGGCAUUACUUCGAUCCGCAUCAUCAUCUCGCUCAAACUCAUCAAGAUUCUUGAUCAAUUCUUCGGGUAGUUCAAAAGAAGAAGAUUAUGCUAGCAGCAGUGAUGUGUCUGAUGACUCGUAUAUUUUUCAAAAUAGUCACCAGUCUACUCUCGACAAAUUAUACGCUUGGGAGAAAAAACUCUAUCAAGAAGUCAAGGCUGGUGAACGGAUUCGAAUAGCUUACGAAAAAAAAUGCGCUCAACUUCGGAACCAUGAUGCUAAAGGCGAUGACCAUUCUUCGGUUGAUAAAACAAGAACAGCCAUUAGAAAUUUACAUACUCAAAUUAAGGUUUCCAUACACUCUGUUGAAGCCGUGUCAAAAAGGAUUGAAACUUUAAGGGACCAAGAACUUCAGCCACAGCUUCUUGAAUUGAUCCAAGGAUUAUCAAGAAUGUGGAAGGUAAUGGCGGAGUGUCAUCAAACCCAAAAACGAACACUCGAUGAAGCCAAGAUUUUGUUAGCGGGGACACCAUCAAAACCCAAAAAGUACACCCCGGUGCACCCCACCGAGCCACACCGGCUAGCCCGCUCGGCUUCCAAUCUUGAAUCCGAGUUACAAAAUUGGAAAUCAUGUUUCGAGUCAUGGGUCACGGCUCAGAGAUCUUACAUACACGCGAUCACCGGUUGGCUACUCCGGUGCACCGGAUCCAACUCCAACAACACCUCAAUGUUCCCGUUUUCUCCCCGGAGAUCCGCCGGAGUGCCGCCAGUGUUUGGUGUUUGUAUCCAGUGGUCAAAGCUGCUUGACUCGGUUAGUGAGGUCCCGGUGCUUGAUGGGCUCGACUUUUUUGCUGCUGGGGUUGGGUCUUUGUAUGUGCAACAGUUGAAAGAAGGCGGUGGUGGUGGGUCCGGGCGGCGGUAUGGUGGUGGUUCUGGGAUGGAGAUGGUGGAGGUGGAGGAGGAGGAGACGGCGGAGAAAAUGGCGGAGGUUGCUAUUAGAGUGUUGUGUGCUGGAAUGUCGGUGGCUGUUAGUUCGUUGACGGAAUUUGCUCUUGGUUCGGCUCAAGGGUAUGUUGAUUUGAUUAAGCAAUGGGAGAGUGCCACGUGUCUGGAAAAGUAG
Messenger RNA from Lactuca saligna, 2754 nucleotides. NCBI's taxonomy places the organism in Eukaryota, Viridiplantae, Streptophyta, Magnoliopsida, Asterales, Asteraceae. The record is from the annotation of a GenBank genome assembly.